Molecule: messenger RNA, 3879 nt
Organism: Punctularia strigosozonata HHB-11173 SS5
Lineage: Eukaryota; Fungi; Basidiomycota; Agaricomycetes; Corticiales; Punctulariaceae
Product: bifunctional tryptophan synthase TRP1
Exons: 13
Coding region: 103-2229 (708 amino acids)
Biological process (GO): L-tryptophan biosynthetic process
Cellular component (GO): cytoplasm
Molecular function (GO): tryptophan synthase activity
Source: RefSeq, a predicted model, not a curated record
CCGCUGACGACCCAAGAUCGGCCUUUCGGCUCGCCAGGUGACUCGACAAAGACCGGACGCUCCAACGCUCGAAAUUCACAGCCAGGCUUGACCCUCAUCACCAUGGACGCCCUGAAGAAGGUCUUUGAUGACAAAAAGGCGCAAGGCCAGCCGGCGCUGGUAACGUUCGUUACCGCUGGGUACCCUACCCCGGCGGAUACUGCGCCGAUCCUUCUCGCAAUGCAGCAGGGUGGUGCCGACAUAAUUGAGAUGGGAAUCCCCUUCUCUGAUCCCAUAGCAGACGGCCCAGUGAUCCAGGAAUCGAACACAGUCGCGCUGCAAAACGACGUGGACUACCCGCAAUGCCUUGGCAUGCUCAGGGAAGCACGUAGCAAGGGAUUGACGGCACCGGUUCUCCUGAUGGGUUACUAUAACCCCUUACUUGCAUACGGCGAAGAGAAGGCAAUACACGAUGCGCGCGAAGCUGGUGCUAGUGGGUUCAUCAUGGUGGACUUGCCUCCUGAAGAAGCCAUGGUUUUCCGCGAAAAAUGCACGAAAGCUGGCGUAUCGUACGUUCCGUUACUUGCACCCUCCACCACCCUUCCGCGCAUCAAGUUCCUGGCGUCCAUCGCGGACUCCUUCAUCUACGUUGUUUCCAAGAUGGGAACGACUGGCUCGACGUCUGACAAAAACUCGGUCAACAGUGCGCUACCUGACCUCAUCGCACGCGUCCGACAGUAUGCAACCGUACCCCUGGCUGUUGGCUUUGGUGUGGCGACCCGCGAACACUUUGAGACCGUCGCAGCAGCAGGAGCUGACGCGGUGGUCAUUGGUAGCCGCCUCGUUUCCGUCAUCAAGAAUUCGCCCAAGGGCACCACGGCCAUCGCGAACAAUGUGGAGAGCUACUGCCGCGAGAUCAGCCUCAAGGGCACCGCGCCUCAACUCCCACCCUUGCCCGCCGAGGGCAAGGUCACGACGCCUGUUGUCAACGCCGCCCAAGACGGAUCGGCAGGCACGCACGGCGAUUCAGCCGCCGAUCCCGCCGUACUACCCUCGCGGUUCGGCCAGUUUGGUGGACAGUAUGUGCCGGAGUCUCUCGUCGACUGCCUCAUCGAGCUGGAGGCAGCUCACAAGGCCGCUAUGGCUGAUCCCGAGUUUUGGAAGGAGUUCCGCGGGUUGUACGGCUACAUGAACAGGCCGAGCAAUCUGUACUUCGCGGAGAAGCUCACCGCCCAGGCUGGGGGUGCCAAGAUUUGGUUGAAGCGAGAGGAUUUGAACCACACCGGGUCUCAUAAGAUCAACAACGCCAUCGGCCAGAUCUUACUCGCAAAACGGAUAGGCAAGAAACGUAUCAUUGCAGAGACAGGUGCGGGUCAGCACGGAGUGGCUACCGCUACCGUGUGCGCCCGUUUCGGUCUGGAGUGCAUCAUCUACAUGGGUGCCGAAGACGUCCGCCGCCAAGCCCUCAACGUCUUCCGCAUCGAGAUGCUCGGAGCCAAGGUCAUCCCCGUCCAUUCCGGUUCGUGCACGCUUAAGGAUGCCGUCAACGAGGCGAUGCGAGAUUGGGUCACAAACCUCUCGACGACACAUUACCUCGUUGGCUCCGCUAUCGGGCCGCAUCCGUUCCCGACGAUUGUCCGUGAUUUCCAGAAGGUCAUCAGUGAGGAGAUCAAGGCGCAGAUGCAGGAGGUCGCAGGAAAGCUGCCUGACGCCGUCGUGGCCUGCGUCGGUGGAGGUAGUAACGCGAUAGGCACCUUCUACGAUUUUAUCAAGGAUCCGAGCGUAAGGCUCAUCGGAGUUGAAGCGGGCGGCGAAGGUAUCAAUGGCGAUCGCCAUAGUGCUACGCUGUCUGCCGGCACACCGGGUGUGCUUCACGGUGUUCGCACCUACAUCCUCCAGUCCAAGGCUGGCCAGAUCAUUGAGACGCAUUCCAUCAGCGCUGGUCUUGACUAUCCUGGCGUCGGACCGGAGCAUGCAUGGCUUAAGGACUCCGGUCGGGCAGAGUACGUGGUCGCCACCGACGAAGAGGCCCUCCGCGGUUUCAGGAUGCUGACCCAGCUGGAGGGUAUUAUACCAGCGCUGGAGUCAUCGCAUGCGAUCUGGGAGGCUGUACGAUUGGCCAAGACCUUGCCCAAGGAUCAGGACAUCGUUGUCUGUCUUUCUGGACGAGGCGACAAGGACGUAGAGCAGAUCUCGCAACUUCUUCCGGGAAAAUGGGCGGACAUUCUCGACUGGCAUGUGUCUUCGUAGGCAACUAAUUGCGUAAUUAUAGGGAAAGGUGUACAAGAGAUAAUACAUCGUCACGUCUAGACCCAGUAUGACCUCUACUUAUUCUAAGGAUACAUCUUCAGUUCAUUUUGUGGUGGUUGUAUAAGCCUAUGGUGGCAUCGGCGCCGUUCAUCGGACCGCUGCAGCCAAGACUCUGCUCUUGCGCCUCCUCGUAGGUCUCAUUGAUGCCGUUGGGAGCGGUGGGACUCUUGACCGCACCGCCGCCCUUACCUUCGAGCGCGUCGAUGUCACCUCCCUGCAGUUUGCCCUUCACGUUGUCCGCGCGCAAGCUCUCGAUGUAUUGUAGAUAUUCUGCGUCCACGCCCCCGGUGACGUACUCGCCCGUGAACACAGAGCAGUCGAAGUGUUCAAUGGCCGGGUUGAACUGCCGCACGGACGCAACGAGAUCCGGCAAGCUCUGGUAAAUGACGAGAUCCGCGCCGAUUUCCUUCGCGAUAUCUUCCUCGUCGCGAUUAUACGCCACGAGUUCGGAUCGCGAUGGCAUGUCGAUACCGUAGACGUUGGAAUAUCUGAUCGGUGGUGCGCAACUCGCGACGAUAACCUUCUUCGCGCCGACGUCCUUGGCCAUCUGUAUGAUCUCCUUGGAUGUGGUACCGCGUACGAUGGAAUCGUCCACGAUUAGCACGUUCUUCCCGGAGAACUCCAGUGCCAUGGCAUUGAGCUUCCGUCGAACGUUCUUCCGUCUCAUCUGUUGGCCCGGCAUGAUGAAUGUUCGCCCUACAUACCGAUUCUUAAUGAAUCCUUCUCGAUACGGCAGGCCCAGGCUUUGCGCCAGAUUUAGUGCAGCCACUCUGGACGUGUCUGGAACGGGUAUCACGACAUCGACCUGCAUAUAGUGCGCUCUUAGGACGCGGCGGACUUGGUCUGCCAGAGCAUCGCCCAUAGCCAUACGGCUACGAUACACACUGACGCCGUCAAGGACGGAAUCGGGCCGUGCAAAGUAGACGUAUUCGAAGAUAUCAGGGGCGAAAACAGCAGGAGGCGCGACUUGUCGCCGGGACACCGACGAGCGGGUGAUGAUUACAGCUUCACCUGGCUUCACGUCCUCCCAUUCUCCAAAGCCGGAAGCAUCGGCCACAACACUCUCCGAGGCGAACAAGUAGUCGUAUCCAUCAGCAGCCUUACGCUUCGCCAUGCCCACUGGCCGUAUGCCGUUAGGGUCCCUGAAGGCGAUUAUGCCGAACCCGGCGAGCAUGGCCACACAGGCGUACGCUCCUUUGCAUUGCUGCAUGAGCCCGCCAAUCGCGGUGAAGAUGUCGUCCUCGUUGAUUCGAAACUUGCCCGUCUGCUGGAGGUUGCUCGCGAAUAUGUUCAAGAGCAACUCGGAGUCGGAGGAGGUGUUUAUAUGCCUAUGCGCCUCGGCAUCCAUGAAACGCAGCAGCGAGGUAGUGUUGAUUAGGUUCCCAUUCUUCGGAAGGCGGAUGAGACGUGCUGUCUGCUUCGAAUAGGAGGACUCACAUGGGCGAAGACGAUCCCGUAUGGAGAAUUAACAUAGAACGGUUGCGCUUCGGCAUGAUGUGAGCUUCCGGCAGUUGGAUAGCGAACUACAAGAGAGGGUCAAGCGUAAGACUGCGUUCAUCCGGAGUAGACCGUGUGGCGCGUACCAUGCCC